This is a messenger RNA of Hippopotamus amphibius kiboko, 1174 nucleotides long. RefSeq names its product DnaJ heat shock protein family (Hsp40) member C4 (gene DNAJC4). NCBI's taxonomy places the organism in Eukaryota, Metazoa, Chordata, Mammalia, Artiodactyla, Hippopotamidae. The transcript has 7 exons. The record is from RefSeq and is a predicted model, not a curated record. Bases 25 to 771 code for a protein of 248 amino acids.
GCGGGGCCUGAAUAGGACCAGGAAAUGGCGGCGGCCGCGGGCUGCCCGCCUGCCACCAUGCUGCCCCUGCGCCUGUGCCGGCUGUGGCCCUUCAACCCUCCCACUCGGUUCUUCGCAGCGGCCGCCCGGCAGCGGUCUGGCCCCAGUAACUACUAUGAACUGUUGGGGGUGCAUCCUGGUGCCAGCGCUGAAGAAGUUAAACGAGCUUUCUUCUCCAAGUCCAAAGAGCUGCACCCUGACCGGGACCCAGGGAACCCAGCCCUGCACAGCCGCUUUGUGGAGCUGAGUGAAGCAUACCAAGUGCUGAGCCAUGAGCAGAGCCGCCGCAGCUAUGACCACCAGCUCCACUGGUCAGCUUCCCCAAAGUCUCCGGGAACCACAGCCCAUCCCAGGUCUGCUCAUCAGGCUCACAGCUCCUGGGCACCCCGCAAUGAACACUACUGGGCCCAGUUUCAUGAAGUGAGGCCUCAGGGACCACAGUCAAGGCAGCGGCAGCACAAACACAACCUGCAGGUGCUGGGAUACUGCCUGCUGGUCAUGCUGGCAGGCAUGGGCCUGCACUAUGCUGCCUUCAGGAAACUGGAGCAGAUGCACCGUAGCUUCAUGGAUGAAAAGGAUCGGAUCAUCACAGCUAUCUACAAUGACACUCGGGCCCGGGCCAGGGCCAACAGAGCCAGGCUUCAGGAGGAGCAACAGCGGAGGCAGCAGCUGCAGCCACCAGCCGGGUCUCCGCAAGGCCCCGAGCUGGUGUCCCCCGGCCCCAGCCCCUGAGCGGCUCACCUUGGAGCGCUCACCUUGGAUGGAGCCUGCGGUGUGCUCCCUUCUGGGACGCCCCACUCCCCAAAACGCGUGCAAUAAAGUGAUUCUCAGAGCUCGUGUCUGGCUCCCUCCUGCGGGCGCAGCGCCCCCAGCCCGGGCCCCGCCCUCCGGGUUCUGGCGGCGGCAACCCGGGAGCCCGGCCCCCUGGGCGGUGCGUCCCCUUUCCCCUGCUGCGGCGGGAGGGGGGUGUGCGUGGAGGGGGCGGGCCCCGCCGGCGGCCUCGCCCCCCCUCCCCCGCCCCGCCCCCGCCCCGCGGCCCGGUGGGGAGCGCGUGUCUGGGUCACAUGAGCCGCCCGCCCGCCAGCCCGGGCCCGGCCCCCCGCCGCCCCCGCCGUCCCCGCCGCCCGCCGCCACC